GAUUCAUGACAGUCUGUGAUCGGAGCGUGUACUCUGAACACGUCGCGCUAGGGAUCUCCCCUCAUUUGAAAUGCGUUUCUUAUAUCUCUAUAUAUUCCUACACGUCUGCUAUGCAACAAUCGACGAUUACAAUGCGAAACGAGCCCAGAUCCUCAGAGAUGAGGCCCUCUUAUCUCUAGGGGGAGACACUCAGCUCACAGAUAAAGAGCUAGCCGUCAACAACUGUCUAAUGCAACACAAGUUCCGUGAAGUAGACUACGGUUAUAACAAUCCGCAAGCAUUCAACUUCUCACAUCAUUUCUUCUUGUACAAUAAUAAUAUAAAUAAAUCUAAAGCUUACCAGAUCAUUAAGGACAUACCAAAGGGAGCGGCGCUUCAUAUUCACGAUAUGGGAAUUUUGGGACCCGAUUACAUCAUGCGCCUGACAUAUAUGGAUCAUCUCUAUACCUGUUUUGGUUUACGUGACAUACAAUUUAAAUUUUCCUUUAAAAGGCCACAAACGUUAUGUGAUGGCAGGUGGCAGUUACUUAAGGAUGUUCGAGACAACUUCAAUGAUACAACCACAUUCGAUGCACAUUUAAGGCAAUAUUUCACUAUGCGUGUCGACAACCCUGACAUGAUGUAUCCAACCAUCAAAGAAUCAUGGGGAACUUUUAUGAAAUACUUUAGUACAGUCAUUCAAAUACUCACAUACAGGCCAGUGUGGGAGCAAUACUUUUACGACGUGCUCCUGAAGUUUAGAUUGGAUAAUGUUAUGUAUAUUGAACUGAGAAGUAUUUUACCAAAUUUGUACGAUUUGGAUGGGACAGUUUAUUCACCAAUAAUAACAGCGAAGACAUACAACAAGGUAAUAAAGAAAUUCAAGAGAGAGUACCCAGAUUUUUUCGGUGCGAAACUUAUUUACGCACCAUCUAGAAAAAUUGAGAGGAUUCAAUUGGAUAAAUAUUUAAAUCUAGCCAGAACUUUGAAGGCUGACAUGCCGGAUUUAUUUGCGGGAUUUGAUCUGGUCGGUCAGGAGGACUUGGGCAGUCCUUUAAUAGAGUUCAUACCGCAAUUAUUAUCUGCCUCCAAGGAACUGAACUACUUCUUUCACGCCGGCGAAACUAAUUGGUACGGAACAUUGACGGAUGAAAAUCUUAUAGACGCUAUCUUGUUGGGAGCUAAAAGGUUAGGUCACGCGUACGGUAUUAUCAAGCAUCCGUUAUUAAUGAAAGCCGUUAAAGAUAAAGGAAUCGGUAUAGAAGUGAAUGUCAUAUCAAAUAAUGUUCUGUCAUUGGUACACGAUGUCCGCAAUCAUCCGCUGAGCGCUUUUCUAGCUCAGGGCCUGCCUGUUGUACUUUCCAGUGAUGAUCCCGGUAUAUGGGAAGCGGAUCCUUUGUCUGAUGAUUUUUACGUUGCUUUUGUGGGUGUAGCCAGCCGACUUUCAGACCUAAGACUUAUUAAGCAACUUGCUUUCAACUCCCUUAAGUAUAGUGCCCUUAAUGAAACAAUGAAAGCGGUUGCUAUAAAUCAGUUGAAAGAGCAAUGGGAUACAUUCAUAAGUAAUUUCAACUGUUCAAAAUAUUAGAGUCACCUUAUAGUAUAAUCUAUAUAUUAAUAGUCAAUUUCCUGGUGUUAUUAAUCAAAAGGCCUUUUAGCAAACUUGGUAGGUAGGUAACAUUAUAUCAAAAAAAACAUGUCUUUAAAACACACUAUUCAAACGAUAAAACAAUCACGUUGUAUUUGUUCAAAUAAAUAGGUAUCAAUUUAUGUAGAAUGUUUUUACAUAAUAUUACAUCCUCAGUAAACAAGACAUUUGUUUACAUGAACGUGUUAACUGUUUUAUAAAAUGAUUUGUGAUAAAGCUGUUUGAUGUACGCAAUACAACUUGACUUCGUUGUUAUCGUAUUACGUAUAAGAGUGUUUAACAAAAUCAUUAUAAUCAAUAUAUUACUCUGUAUAAUAAAUAGAAACAGAUUUAGAAGACAAGUAAGUAAAAUAACAAAAUAAAUAUCGUCUUAAUAAAAGGGCUCUUCUUAUCAUCAGCACCAAAACUGUUUAUAAAAUAAUUAUUCAAAUCGAAUCAGAUUUGAAUGAAAUAUAAAGUAAGUAUUUUAGUACGGAUAACUUUGUGACGAAAUUUUGCUUACUUAUUGUUGAGCAAUAUAACAAAAAGUGUAAGAAUUCUUUCCUCCAAAGUACAUCGGAUACCAUUUCUAUACAAUUGUUUCUUCAUUUUAAGAUGUUAUUCAAUUUCAAACUUUAGGAAAUCCGAAUAUGAAUUUGUGUAUAGAAAGACAUACAUUUGUUGGUGUAUAGUUACACAAUAGUUACAGCAACAAAUAAAUUAAAAAAUAUUACACCAACAAAAAAAAUAUAAAUACGAGUUGAUUUUAAUUUUUAUAAAAUACAUUAUAUGGAAGAAGAUAUAAUGUGGGCUUGUUAGAAAAGCGUCGUCACAAUUUAUUUAAUAUACAUAACAUACUCAUUAAGUUUUAAAAUAUACAAAAUUAUUUAAAAAACAUAAGUAUUUAUAAUUUGCAUGGAGCUCGGUUUAUAUUUUAUAAGUGAACAACACUGCUUUAAAUGAUGUAGAUACCAGCCUUUAUAGAGAAAAAAAUAUACUUCAGAAAGCUUUUAGUCAAGUAGGUUGAGCUAACUCAAAACUACAGGAGAAAAUUACUAUAUACACUUGUAUAUAUUUCUUAUAGCGUUAGAGCCGCCCUUAUCUUAGGGAUAAUUCUUGCAUGGCGAGUAGUUUAAAAUUUUAUUCCGAUGCAAUAAGAUCCAAUUUCGUGUUAGGGCGGGAAAUGCAGUUGUGAAGUGACACUUCGUGAGAAGAGCGCCCCAGCUAACGAAGUCAUUGUCUGCUUGCAUCUGUGUAUGUAUA
Messenger RNA from Danaus plexippus (monarch butterfly), 2869 nucleotides. Its product is annotated as adenosine deaminase AGSA-like. Gene Ontology annotation, molecular function: adenosine deaminase activity. Gene Ontology annotation, biological process: inosine biosynthetic process; adenosine catabolic process. Bases 71 to 1567 code for a protein of 498 amino acids. The transcript has a single exon. Lineage: Eukaryota; Metazoa; Arthropoda; Insecta; Lepidoptera; Nymphalidae. The record is from RefSeq and is a predicted model, not a curated record.